Messenger RNA from Triticum aestivum (bread wheat), 1423 nucleotides. RefSeq names its product transcription repressor OFP8-like. Gene Ontology annotation, biological process: negative regulation of DNA-templated transcription. The transcript has a single exon. NCBI's taxonomy places the organism in Eukaryota, Viridiplantae, Streptophyta, Magnoliopsida, Poales, Poaceae. Bases 161 to 1159 code for a protein of 332 amino acids. The record is from RefSeq and is a predicted model, not a curated record.
AACCCCUCUCACUUGAAGCCUCACACUCAAAGCCACGGCUGAGAGCCUGAGACUAUAAACCAAAAACCAGUGUCCGGAGACCAGACACCCCUCUCUCUUCUCCUCCUUGCUUUAUUUCUAUCUCCCGAGAUCAAUCAUACACACACUGCGCACACCGUUCAUGGACGAAACCCCCCACCGCCGCACCGGCGUUGGCGCCGGAGUCCGCCUGAAGCAGAAACUCGCACAGCUCCUUGUGCGUUCUUCUUGCAUCACCAACGCCACCAAGACCACAACCACCCCGGCCACGGCCUUCGUUAGCCUCGAUAAGGCCAACGCCAACCCCAACCAAGAGCCACGACAUUCCCCUGACUUGUGCACCCACUGCACCUAUCAGAGGCCUAACCCUGUGGAAGGAAGCCGCCACCGUCACCGCAGCGCGUCGGUCGUCCACGCCUCCGUCGACUACCUAGGUGGGGUCUCCGGUCGCCGUCCUGUUCACUCCAUUGCUCCUCUCCUGCCGCCAUCGGUGCAGACGAACGAUGCAAUGAAGAGCAGGGGUGCACGCUCUAGGUCGGUGUCAAGGCGGCAUCGCUCAUACUCCUCUUGUCGGCGUCUGCGGCGGCCGCGGAUGAACUCCGUGCCGUACAGCUGCUCUUCGUCCACGGCGACCGACGACGAAAGCGCCGAGGAUGCUGAGACGACGACGCUCUUCUCGUCCCUCAGCUUCUCCUCCGACUCGACCUGCGAGUUUUACCACGCCAACAGUAGCAAUGCCUCCAGGAAGAGCCACAGGAACGCGCCCCGCGGAGCGCCCCGGCGCGCGUUGCCAAGUGCCAGGGACCCACCCGAUGCCUUGCCGCCGCGGGUUAACUUGGCGACGAAGCACCACCACUGCAAGAACAGCAAAAGGGAGGAGGAUGCGAAUGCGAUCAAGAAGAUGGUCGUGGAAGAAACCGGAGCCAUUGGCGUGGGCAUGGCGGUGGUGAAGCGAUCGAGCAACCCAUACGCAGACUUCCGGAGCUCGAUGGUGGAGAUGGUCGUGGAGCGCCGUAUCGCCAGCCUGGGGAAGAUGGAGGAGCUCCUGGAGUCGUACCUCUCGCUCAACUCGCCGGAGCACCACCCGGCAAUCAUCGCCGCCUUCGAGGACGUCUGGGAGGCCGUCUUCGGUGAGGCGUGACAGAGAGUACCAAGCUAAAGGUGUUCGUUGUAGUAGCUUGCUAGUUCAGGUCUUCAGGAUCGAUCGGACGCGCGGUGUUGUUUGUGGUUUUCAGUUCGUCUUAGCUAUACUUUGCAGAUGUAUGUACAAAAAGAAAAUGUACAUGCCCAGUGCAGAAUUCUCAUGCAGAAUUGGUGUCAUCGCUCGUGCCAUCGAAAUGUUGCGUGCUCAAAUUAAUUACUAGCUUGUCUCUAGUUGAGCACUUUGAGCCUUGGAGUUCUAUGA